AUGCACAUUUCGCUCGAGUCGCUAACGGCCGUCCUGGCCUGUCUUUCUACCGGAUAUGCGCUUCAAGUGCCCCCCGACACGCCGCUCUCCGAAUUGAUCUCCUCCGCGAAAGUCCAACUCGCCAAGGGCUCGCCGCGAGACGCUCUGGUAUACUUCGAUGCAGCGGUCUCGCGCGACCCAACCAACUAUGUGACGAUCUUUCAAAGAGGUGCAGCCUAUCUUUCAAUAGGCAAAAACUCGCAAGCUUCAGAGGAUUUCAACCGGGUGUUAGAACUAAAGCCGGACUUCGAAGGCGCGCUUCUCCAGCGGUCUCGCCUCCAAGCCCGCUCUGCACACUGGAAGGAAGCCCUACGGGAUCUCGAACAUGCUGGGAAGAAGGCAUCGGUGGAAUACAAGGAAGUCGAGGAGGCACGGGAUGCGGCGACCCUAGCCCUCGCCGCCGAGAAGAAAGGUGACUGGGAGGCUUGUGUCUCGCAGGCCGGAAUCGCAAUCAUGAAGGCAAGCACCGAUAUGGCUCUCCGGCAGGCUCGCGCACACUGUCGCUUCGAGCGGGGCGAGGUGGAAGAGGGAGUCAGCGACUUGGCCCAUGUUCUACAGAUGUCUCCGAGCUUGGUGGAGCCUCAUUUGCAGAUGUCCUCAAUGUUGUUCUAUGCUUUGGGAGACAGUGACCGUGGCCUAGCUCAGAUCCGCAAAUGUCUCCAUGCAGACCCGGACUCGAAGCCCUGCAAUCGCCUCUACAAGCGAGAGCGGCAACUGGCAAAGAUCUUGGGAAAGUUGCACGGCGCCCUGGAGGCACGCAAGUUCAGUAACGCUGUAAAGCUCUUGGUUGGCGAUGGUGAUGAAAGCGGCUUGGUCGCAGAUGUAAAGGCCGAUGUUGCAGAUGCGAAAGAGGCGGGCCACAUUCACCAUGCAGCGUCCAACAAUCUCUACGUCUUCCUCAUCGAAAAGACAUGCGAAGCAUACCGGGAGAUGCGUAUGGUCAAGAAGGCUGGACCUUACUGUUCCGAAUCUCUCCAGUUGGUUCCGUACUCGCUUCACGGUCUGUUGUACCAGGCCCAGAUCGAGCUAGAUCAGGAUCAAUUUGAGGAGGCUGUGCGCACUCUCAGUACAGCCAGGGAGCACCAUCCUCAUUCCCAGGAGGUUCAGAACCUUCUCCAGAAGGCCCAGGUGCUCUUGAAGCGCUCGAAGCAGAAGGACUACUACAAGGUCUUGGGUGUCGGCCGUGAUGCGGAUGAUCGGACUAUCAAGCGCGCCUAUCGUCAAUUGACGAAGCAGCAUCAUCCAGACAAGGCCGCUUCCCAGGGGGUGUCGAAGGAGGAGGCCGAAAAGAAGAUGGCCUCCAUCAACGAGGCAUACGAAGUCCUUUCGGACUCGGAACUACGGACUCGGUACGAUAAUGGCGACGAUCCCAACGACCCCGAGGCGCAAGCGCAACGAGGCAAUCCAUUCCAAGGAAGUCCCUUUGGUCACGGCGGUGGCCAGCAGUUCUUUUUCCAACAGGGCGGCGGACCGCAGUUCAAGUUCUCCGGCGGUUUCCCCUUCCGCUGA
Messenger RNA from Penicillium cinerascens, 1548 nucleotides. Its product is annotated as DnaJ and TPR domain protein. Lineage: Eukaryota; Fungi; Ascomycota; Eurotiomycetes; Eurotiales; Aspergillaceae. Gene Ontology annotation, biological process: protein folding in endoplasmic reticulum. Gene Ontology annotation, molecular function: protein-folding chaperone binding; misfolded protein binding. The transcript is spliced from 2 exons. The record is from RefSeq and is a predicted model, not a curated record. Bases 1 to 1548 code for a protein of 515 amino acids. Gene Ontology annotation, cellular component: endoplasmic reticulum.